CAUUGGCUGAAGAGUGGAAGAAAUUUAGGUUGGAAUAAUUCUGCCAACGGUCGCGGGAAGCGGAGCAGGACAGAUUGUGACAAUAUUUCAGGUAAACAAACAGUCGACUGGAGUAUUUUGACAGCUAAACACAAGUACUAAAUUAAUGAUUGUUUUUUGUAGUAAAUAAGCGCUCAGCAUAAUAUAUUGUUAAUUUGCCAGUACGGUGUUCUGCUCCUCAUUGAACGAAGCUAACGCGUUACCAUGCCACUGUAGCUAGCUAACCGCUUUAACAUAUUUGCAAGGCCAGUGAGCGAAAGUUAGCUAAUUUAUUUAGCCACGUCAUUUUGGAUUACAAAUUGACUCAAGAUUGUAGCGCCAUGGGCACACUGAUGUCAAGCUACUCGGGAUAAUUUAUAAACGAUUUGGCUAGCGGUGUUUAGUUAGCUAGCCACUUUUACGCUAUAGCCAACGUUACUGCGUCUGGGAAGUGAUGAGUUUCAGUUGCCGAAUGUUCGUCGGUACGUCCCAAAAGAUGGGACUUAUUCGACAGAGACUAGACUUCAACCAGAGUGAUGGAGAGGACGAUGGCAACAACAGCAUUGGAGCCGAGUCGAGUCUCGCCGAAAUGGACUCCCCAGUGCAAUCGCCGAGACACAACUCCAACUUUAACCAAGACGUCUGUAACGGCACCAUGAAGACAGCUACCGCGGAGGAUCGCGUUGAACAUUGGGAUGAGGGAUUUGGAUGUCUUUUUCCCCAAAAAUCAACAGGGACUGACUUGAUGAGUGGGUCCCCUUCUCCGAGAAAAGGGGCCCGGCCCUACUACAACAGCUCGUCCCCGGAGUUUUCCGACAAUCAGGAGGAUGGAAGCUCUCCCAUUCCCGAUUGUCCCGACACACCGCCCCAUAAAACCUUCAGAAAACUCCGACUAUUUGAUGUCCCCCACACACCUAAGAGUCUGUUGUCCAGAGCCAGGGCGGUGGCCACAGGAUCCACAGUCUGCCGGGUAGGAGUAGGUGUCUACAUGAAUGGGGACUCAACAGGAAGACCACACACAGACAGCAGGAGUAGACAGGCACCCAUGAUCAACAUCAAUCCAUUCACCCCUGACUCAUUACUGAUCCAGACAGCAAUGUUACAAAGGAACAACAGAAAGAGAUCACACAGGAAUGACUCAUGUGGAGAGGACAUGGAAGCCAGUGAUGCAGAGUGUGAAGAGGACAUCAUUCCACCAUCAAAGAGAAUGACUCUUAUGGAUAGCAACAUGAUAUCAAGAUAUGCCACAGAGUUUCAUGAGCUGGAGAAGAUAGGAUCUGGGGAGUUUGGCUCCGUCUUCAAAUGUGUGAAAAGACUCGAUGGCUGCAUCUAUGCCAUCAAACGCUCAAAGAAUCCCCUCGCUGGAUCUGUAGAUGAACAGAAUGCACUCCGGGAGGUGUAUGCCCACGCGGUCUUGGGACAGCACCCCCAUGUGGUGAGGUACUACUCUGCCUGGUCAGAGGACGACCACAUGCUCAUACAGAAUGAGUACUGUAACGGCGGCACACUGUCAGACGUGGUCACAGAGAACUACAGAACCAUGCACUUCUUCUCUGAGCUGGACCUCAAGGACCUUCUCCUUCAGGUGGCCCGUGGACUGAAGUACAUUCACUCUACCUCUUUGGUUCACAUGGACAUCAAGCCAAGCAACAUCUUCUUAUCCCGGAAGACUGUGGUGUGUGUCGAUGAAUUUGACGAUGAGGAAGGACCAAAUAGAAAUGUUGUUUACAAAAUAGGUGAUCUUGGCCAUGUGACCAGAAUGGACAAUCCUCAAGUUGAAGAAGGGGACAGCAGGUACCUGGUCAAUGAAGUCUUACAAGAGGACUACAGAAACCUCACCAGGGCAGAUAUUUUUGCCCUAGCACUGACUGUGAUCAGUGCCUCAGGAGCUGAACCACUCCCAACUAAUGGUGACAAGUGGCAUGACAUCAGACAAGGAAAACUACCUGCGAUACCUCAAGUGCUCUCACAGGAAUUCCUAAGUUUACUGAAGUUGAUGAUCCACCCUGACCCUGCCAGUAGGCCGUCUGCAUCUUCCCUCACCAAGCACCCCGUCCUCCUCACUGCCUCCCGCAUGAGCGCUGACCAGCUCCGUGUGGAACUGAACGCAGAGAAGUUCAAAAAUGCGCUACUGCAGAAGGAGCUGAAAAAGGCCCAGCAGGCCAAAGUAGCUGCAGAAGAGAAGUUUCUGAUCUCAGAUAGGGUCCUGACGCGCUCCACCCUCCGGUCCAGCAGGAGCUCCAGGCUCAUUGGCAGGAAGAUGAACCGCUCAGUCAGCCUGACCAUCUACUGAGCAGGCCAACUGUCAACCCAAAUGGGUAUCAGACUGGGUCAUAUUCACUAGGCACGACAUGGGGAAAGAAAAGAAACGGGCCAAAACAGAGAGGGACUACCUGAAAUUGUCCAAUUAGAAAUGCUUGUUUUCUGUUGCAAAAUUUCUUGCUACCGUGUGCGCUAAUGAAAACAACCUUGGUUGCACUCGACAGUGACCUGGGAAGGCCUCCCUAGGCAGACAUGGAGAGAUGGGCUUCAGAGUGUACAACCGACUAUUAUAGUUCUUACUGUUUGGUACUUGGAAAGGGUUAGUAAGACAAUGGACCAAAUUUAUUUGAUUCUAAAGAGUGAAAGGGUUGUUACCUUCCCAAUCUCUUGGCAUGUUCUGGCAAUUGGUAUUAAAUAACAUAGCCGAUUUUUGUUUUUAAUGGGAUGUGGGAGCAUGCUAGAACAUUCUGUUGCCAGUGUGAGGGUUUGGAAUGGUGUGAUACAAAUUUGCACUUUACAGUCUUAUACCUGAUUUCCAGGUAGUGGAACUGGAUCAUUGACUAGGAAUGAUUCAAUGAGCACUUUGAACUUGCCUUAUGUAAACUAUUUGGCUCUGUUGGUAGUGCAUGGCGCUUGCAAUGCCAGGGUUGUGGGUUCGAUUCCCACGGGUGACCAGUACGAAAAAAGUAUGAAAAUGUAUGCACUCAUUACUGUAAGUCGCUCUGGGUAAGAGCGUCUGCUAAAUGUAAAAAUGCAUACUGCUGCUAUAUUUGUUGGUUUGUCUUGAACUUUAGUGGAGUUCAGUGAAUUUGUAAAUUCCAUUCAGAUGUUUAGAAUAGUUUCUGUAAAACAUGGAAUUUCAAUGUGUUGCAUCUGUAAUACAUUUCCUAUCUGAAGCUCAUUAUGUAUUGAGUUGUGUACACUGUUUAAGACGUUUUACUCAUGUACAUUUUGUAUGAUGAGUCAUCCAAUCGUGUGUGAUGCAGUUGGUGAAAGUGGAUCAUUGUGUCAAGCCCCGGUGUCAUUUUAUAUAUGAUGCAAGGAACCACUGAACAAUUUGUUUUUGUAAAGUACGUAUUUUCUUCUGUUCAAAACCCAUCAGAACUGUAGCAUUAUUGACUAAUUUACAUCUUCUCAUGUUUUACAAUGAUGUAUAUUAUGCAUGUAGAUAAUUUUGACAGCUAUUGGUUUCAUGUUACUUGUUCCAAGUUCAAUAAAAUCACUCCCGAUAAUAUGGA
Molecule: messenger RNA, 3518 nt
Organism: Salmo salar (Atlantic salmon)
Lineage: Eukaryota; Metazoa; Chordata; Actinopteri; Salmoniformes; Salmonidae
Product: wee1-like protein kinase 1-B
Biological process (GO): mitotic cell cycle; protein phosphorylation
Cellular component (GO): cytoplasm; nucleus
Molecular function (GO): ATP binding; non-membrane spanning protein tyrosine kinase activity; magnesium ion binding
Source: RefSeq, a predicted model, not a curated record